Molecule: messenger RNA, 2901 nt
Organism: Phascolarctos cinereus (koala)
Lineage: Eukaryota; Metazoa; Chordata; Mammalia; Diprotodontia; Phascolarctidae
Gene: ANKDD1A
Product: ankyrin repeat and death domain containing 1A
Biological process (GO): signal transduction
Molecular function (GO): protein binding
Source: RefSeq, a predicted model, not a curated record
CCCUCCCCGUACGCAGCACUGGCGAAGCUGCCCCUUCUGAUUCCCGACAGGAGCGCGCCCAGCUCCAGCUGUUCCCGCGCGUCAUCGCCAUUGACCCGGGCCUGGGUCCGGCUGCUUCUGUGCGCGUUCGGUCCAUCAGGCUCCGCUUCUCUCCCGCUGUUGGCAAGGCCAGGGAGCUCUCAGUACUGGGGGGCUGGAGCCGAGGCGGUGGAGGCAGGCGUUGGCAGCGUCACCAGAGUCAUGGAGGAGCAGCCAACCUUGGAACAAGAUUGCCUGCUUCCUUUGGAGAGACAGUUCCAUGAGGCAGCCAGACGGAACAACAUUGGGAGGAUGAAAGAAUUGAUUGGGAUGGGGGUCAACAUCAGAGCCAAAAACAAUAUGGGCAGGACGGCGCUGCACUGGGCUUCCGGGGCUGGGCACGAGCAGGCUGUGAGAUUACUCCUGGAGUACGAAGUGUCUGUGGAUGACAAGGACAAGUUUGGGAUGAACGCACUGCUUCUCUCUGCCUGGUUUGGCCACCUAAGGAUCCUACAGCUGCUAGUCAAUUCAGGGGCCAAGAUCAACUGUGAAGACAAGAAUGGUCUGAACAUAUUGCACUGUGCAGCUCAAAGGGGCCAUGUACAUGUGCUGGAGUUUAUAAUGGAAGAUUUAGAGGAUGUGCACCUUGAUCGAAUUGAUAAGCUGGAUCGGACAGCUUUCCAUCUGGCGGCUGCGCAUGGGCAGCUUGACACUCUGGACUUCUUGAUCGGCUUCGGCUGCGACCAUGGCAUCAAAGACAAGGAGGGGAACACGGCCCUUCAUUUGGCAGCAAAGAAUGGUCACUCUUCGGUGCUCCAGAGGAUCAUAGAGCUUGGGCUGGACCUAGAGGAGAAGAAUGGGGAAGGCUUGACUGCACUGCAUACGGCCACUGAGGGAGGCCACUUGGACUGUGUGCAGCUCCUGAUUCAGGCUGGCAGCAAGGUCAACGCCCAGACCCAGAAGCAAAUGAACUGCCUUCACUAUGCUGCCCUUCAUGGCUUUGAUGACAUCGCUCAAGCUCUCAUUGAUGCUGGGAUCAGCGUAGAUGCUGCAAAUCAUCAAAACGCAUCUCCCAUCCAUACCGCGGUGCUGAACAACUUCCCUUCCGUGGUCAGACUCCUCAUCGAGGCAGAAAUCGACCUUGAUGUCACUGACAAUAGGCAACAGACGCCCCUCCACAUUGCUGCUGAGAAUGCGAGACAAGACAUAGCAGAAAUGAUCCUCCUCGCAGGAGUGAACUUAAAUUUGACAGACAAGCAAGGAAAAACAUCAUUGGAUGUCGCUGCUCGUGGCAACCACAUCAGCUUGGUAGAUAUGAUCAUAAAAGCAGAUCGAUUUUACAAAUGGGAACAGGACAACCUCAGAACUGAUUCUGACUCUUGGGCUGUGAAACCCUUAACCUUUAAGCAGGACCAUGGGGUGGAAACCCAGCACAUCCGCUCAGUAAUGUGGUGCUUGGCCACCAAAUACCUCAAGCACAACGACUGGAAGAAGCUGGCACAUCACUGGAAGUUUACUGAUGCACACAUUCGUGCUAUUGAACAGCAAUGGGCAGGCACUAAAAGCUACCGGGAACACGGCCACAGAAUGUUGCUUAUUUGGCUCCACGGUGUAAUCAUGGCAGCUGAAAACCCAAACAAAGGGCUAUACGAAGGGCUCGUGGGAAUUGGCAGAAGAGAUCUUGCUGAAAGCAUCAGAAAGAAAGCAAAUGCAGAUUCCAGUUCCUCCAAGAAGUGCACAAUGAUGUGACCUGGCCCAGGGGAAGCUAGUGGAGCAGUCCUCCAGAAAGUAGCUACUGUUUUAUGGCUCUGUGACACCAUUUCUCACUGACCCUAGAACCUCAAGAUCAGCAGCAGGGAAAUCUCCUGCCAGUAGCCUCUUCCCCCAGGGUUGUGCAGGGAUUUGUUUUACUUCUCCUCAGAAACCAGUCACUGUAAAUAGCUGCAGGAAUAGCUUAUGGGAUACACUGGGCUUUAGAAUCACACAAAAUUGACCACUUUGGUUUUAUUAGUGCUGUCUGCUUACCCCACAACCGUUACUAUUUAUAAGCUAGUUUGUCUAUUUUAUAAAAUUUGGAAGGGAGUACACUCCUUGUUAAUUGCAAUUCAAGAAUAUGGCUUUUCUGAGUUUUGCUAGAAGAGGACUGGUUAGGACAGGCUGUUAUGAAUUCUCAAGUAUUACAGAAAGAAAAGGCUAGAAAAAAUUACAAAGGCCAUUUUGAAUCUACCAGCUCCAACAUUUGUGAAAAUCAGAGCUACACAGCUGUGUAAGAAUUUAGAAAUGUGGCCUGAAAAUUACAUAUGUCCAAUUUUUGCUUUAUUGCAUAAUAACUCCACAGAGGGAGAUUAGGGGGAUUACUUCUUAGGAAAGUAAAUUCAUUGGCAACGAAUUAAACCUUUUUCUGUUGGCAAAAGUUGCCCAUUAGGGCAAAGGUCCAGAGAAGAGAAAGAGACUCAGAAUUUAGGGCUUGAAAGAAUCUUCAAGGAAUCAUCUAGUUCAAACCCUCCCUCCCCUUUUUCAUAAACAUGUAAAGAAACUGAUCCCAUGGCCAGUUAGCAGAGCAGGGACUAGGAUUUAGGUCCGAUGCAUCAUCCAAUUUACAUGUAGUUGGGAGGAAAGUGUAUUCUCUCAUAGGUGGUUCCCUCCCCGAAAUACAAAAAGACCUCUGGGCAAAAGGCGGAGGGCUCAAUGCAAGAAUGUGAUUUUGCCUUGAGUGCUGGCCAUGUAACCAUAUGCAGACAUUGAGUUCUCUGGGCUAUAUGUGUCAGACAGUACUUAGAUCAUAAGGAAUUCAGAUCUCCUAGUAAGAUGAGUUUUAGAAAUGAAAUUUUCUAAUUUUUUAAAAAAGAAAAAGCUAUUAAAUAAAACAAACUUUAAAUUCAA